Molecule: messenger RNA, 3933 nt
Organism: Aureobasidium pullulans EXF-150
Lineage: Eukaryota; Fungi; Ascomycota; Dothideomycetes; Dothideales; Saccotheciaceae
Product: STAG-domain-containing protein
Exons: 3
Coding region: 217-3762 (1181 amino acids)
Biological process (GO): sister chromatid cohesion
Cellular component (GO): chromatin; nucleus; cohesin complex
Molecular function (GO): chromatin binding
Source: RefSeq, a predicted model, not a curated record
GACAUCUUUCUUAUAACCACGCCAAAUAAUCGCAAUACGUUGGUUGACCGUUUUGCGCGUGUUUUUAUUGCUUAGGGCAACAGUGUCGAACGAGUCUGAUGAUCUAAUCCGCGCUCAGCGUCCCAAUUCCGCAUUUCUAUCUCAGCGACGCGCACUUUCGCCAUAGCAUAGACUUGUCGCAAACUUGAUAUCUCAGCGCCUAGCGACCAUUGCGCCAUGUCAUCGCCACUGUCAGAAGCUCCUGAAGAGGCUGCGCCUGCCGCCAACGAACCUCGCUCACGCCGCUCCGGACGCGUCUUACGCAAGCCCGAACUCUACAUUGAAGAAACACCCGCAGCCUCGAAGCGCAAGCGUGACGCAGGAGACGAAGACCAGGAAGACCAGAAUGACGACGAGGAGGAGUCCGAGGAAGACGAGAGCGAACCUGGUGAGGAAGAGCUCCGCGAACAGAAAGCCAAAGCACGCAAGACAAAGGCUGCUGCACCCAAGAAACCUGCUGCGAAGCGCCCAAAAACUAACGGCACGUCGGUCGCAUUGCCUGUCAGAGCGGUAGCAAAGAAGGGUCGCUCGAAGAAGGCGAAGGGUGUGGACGAGGCGGCUGCCGAGGAAGCUGGAGGUCUCUACGCUGAGGUCUUUGCCCGAGGCAAAACACUGGACGAAGCGGCAGAAGACUGGCUGAAAUCUUUCGAGGAACACGAAUCACGCGCUGUGGCCGACCUGGUCAACUUCGUUCUCAGAUCUGCCGGCUGCGACUUGGAAGUUACGCACGAGGACAUUGAAGAUCCCGACAAUUGUGCCGGCAAGCUCGGCGACUUGCAAGAAGAGUUCCAGGCACAAAAUCUGUCCGAGUAUCCCAUCAUUGCAAAGGGCAAAGGUACCGCCGCAUUCAAAGACUCGUUGACCGGCUUCUUCUACACCCUGAUCAAAGCCAUUCACACGAACCAAGUCCUUUUCAGCAACAUCGAACUUAUCGAAAACAUCCAAGUAUGGCUCAGCACCAUGUCAGCAGCCCAGAACAGACCCUUCAGACACACUGCCACCGUCGUCUCCCUGGCCGUUAUCACCGCCCUUUGCGAAAUUGGCAGCGAGCUCGCCGACGAGGCCUCCAAAGCUUUGCGCCAUGCCGAGACGCAGAAGAAGAGCAAGAACGCAAACAAGACACGAGUCAGUGAACUGCAGACCUUCUCCAAGCAAGCCAAGGCCAACCAGGAAAUACUCGACAACACCGUCAAGGACUGGUUUGACACCAUCUAUAUCCAUCGCUACAGAGAUGUAGAUCCUCAUAUCCGUGUCGAUUGCGCAAAAGCUCUCGGAGACUGGAUCGUAGCCUACCCAGACCAGUUCUUCGACGGCCAGCAUCUGAGAUACCUUGGCUGGGUACUCUCUGAUACUAACCACUCGACCCGUCUGGAAGUCAUCAAACAGCUUCACAGACUGUAUGCCGACAAGGACAAGCUUGGUGGUCUCAAGACUUUUACAGAGCGCUUCAGGGGCCGCAUGGUUGAGAUGGCCACAAGAGACGCCGAAUCGAGUGUGCGAGCCGCGACUGUUGAGUUGCUCGACGACUUGAGGGAAGGUGGUCUGCUCGAGCCCGACGACAUUGAUGCUAUUGGAAGACUGAUUUUUGACGCCGAGCCACGAGUGAGGAAGUCCGUGGUUGGGUUCUUCGCCGAGAGCAUCAACGACGCUUAUGAAGCAAAAGUUGACGCUCUUGGUGGACAAGAGGCCCUGGAAGAGAUUCUUGGGGAAGAUAACGACUCUUACGACAGCCCAUCCCAGGAAUGGAUCAAGUUCAAAUGUCUUGCCGAAGGACUCGAUUCAUACGAUUCGGCCGACGGUCCCUUGCCGCAGAAUGUCGAAAAGGGCCCUGGUCAAGGUGGAUACCUGCUGCACACUGGCUCAGCUGAAUCUCGCUUUUUGGUUGCUGCAGACACACUCAAUGAACAGAUCGAAGAGGUUCGCGAAUGGGAGAAGUUGGCCGGGUAUCUCCUUUACGACACUUCAGUGGAAGAUCAGAAUGGCGAUGCUGCAAGUGGAGAGUCACAAUUGAAGCAAGAAUUGAAGCUCACCGAAAGUGAGGAGGUCAUCCUUCUGGAAGUCCUGAACUCAUCUGUCAAACAAGCCGUCGCCUCCCUGGUGGAGGUGCUGUCAGACAAGAAGACGAAAAAGACCAAGAAACAAAAGGAAGACGUCGAAGGAAUGCAGGAACAGGCAGCACGUCAUCUCGCAAACUUGAUCCCCCGAUUGCUUAAGAAGUUCGGAGAAUCACCACAGACGGCUGCAAGUACCCUUCGUCUCGGAAGGGUCCUUAGUCUGGAAGCCUUCCAAGAGUUCAGACAGGACUCCUCCACAUACGCAACAUUGCUCAAUGACUUCAACAAGCAAUUCCUAUCUCAUAGUAACGAGGAAGUGUUGGCGGAGGCCAGUCGAGCUCUGUUACGUGCAAAGAGCUAUCAUGAGCUCGGUGAUGUUCCGGAUGAAAGAAUUGACACUCUCUGGGAAGACACCAUUACCACGUUCUCCACCAUCACACAAGACAAAGAUCUCGAAACCCGAGGCGGCAUGUCCACAACAAUUCUCGAUGGUAUUUCUAGGACGGUGCUACGUCUUGAGAAACUGUCCAGUAUUUCUAAUCCCGUCGAGUACUUUGAGACCGAACCUACUGUAUCGUCCACUGCACGUCCCGAAACUUCGGAGCCUUCCCCGCCUAUUGAUUUUCUCAUUGCCCUCAUCAACAGAGCAGCGUCGCCCAAAGGCUCGGACCCAGAGACCGCAGCCCUCGAUGACGCAGUUGCUAUGCACGCAUCACGAACAGUCUGUUUCUACUUCAUGUGGCGUAUACCCGCAUUCAUUCAGGCACUUCAGACCACGGCUCUCCCAGAUAUUGAACUCGAAAAUCUUGCCACAAGACGCGACGCAUAUAUCAAUGCUCUUGGAGCAGUGCUGAAGUCACGCCCUGUGGCAGACGAGCUGAGCCCUAUGGUUGCCGGCAUGUUGUUGGACAUCCACACCUUGAUGGCUCGUCUGCGCCACGUGAACACAGACAAGAAUGGGGAUGAGUACCUUGUUCUCGCGCUGGAGAUGGACGCUGUCUUGCAAAAACGCAUUCUCCGUGUCUUUGGUGCCGUCGAAUCUACAUUCGCCAAGGCCAGUGGAAAGCACGUGGAAGUCGAAGCUGAGAACUCGCAAGCUCAGGAGUCAGAAGACGAGGAUGAGGAACCUGCCGACCCCAUCGACGAAGAUCCCGAGUCCGACCCAUCAGAUGACGAAGCCGACGUUGAUGACGAACAACAGACUCAAGCCUCGCAAGUCAAACGCGUUCAGAAACUGCAGAACAGUCUUCUAGCAGAACAACGACUUUGCGAGUUGUCUGGAAAACUGGUUUUGGCUAUCCUGGGCCGCAUGGUCAAUGCGACAGCCAUCAAGCAGAGACUCGAACGCAACAAGACACGCCUUGGUCCCAAUUUCAAGGGUGUACUCGAGCACCUGGAUACCCAAACGAAGAACAAGAAGGGCAAGGGCAAAAUCACCGCUGUGAAGACUGGGGCACAACAGACAAAAGCCAAGCCUGCACCACAACAACAAAAGAGCAAGGAAGUCGUCGUCGAGGACGAUUCAGAAGAAGAGGACGAAGAAGCUGUAUGUGAAAAGGAAAUUAUCGAAGAUGACGAGAUGCCAGAUGCCAACGACGAGGGCGGUAAUGAAGAAGAGAAAGAGCAAGAUGAAGUCGCUGCUGAUGCCGAGAGUGUGGCGGGUGACUAGAAGACCACCACUGGCUGUACUCUGGUAUGAUGGAACUUUCUCUAGUUGUGUUCGUUUUUUGGUUUUCUUUUCUGUACAUACCCCCCACCUGACCCCUUUAGCUAUUACUCGAAGCUUGUUCUUAUCAAUCAUUACAUAUGCGCCAUAUCCUUCAACGUGCCGUUUUCCCUG